AAGAGUAACUUCUAAAAACUUUUUGCACACAAUACUAAGCUUUGUGGUUAGAUGGAUGUUAAAUAUGUAUAGUCAAGAGAAUUAUCAGGUUUAAGUGCACUGUUUUUUUAUACUCACACACAUCUUUUGUGAGUGAGUGGAGAGUUGAGAAAACAACUUAUGAACUUUCAUUGCUUAGUUCAAUUGGUUAGUUGCUAUUUAGAAGGUCACUACUCAUUUGGAGGAAUGGUUGAAUGAUUAGCUGAAAACAACUUAUGAACUUUCAUUGCUUAGUUGAAUUGAGGAGAGCAUUCAAUAUGUAUACAAGUUUGAAUGAUAUAGUCACCAAUCUCAAAGCUCUUGGUAAAGUCUAUCCUCCUCAAGAAGUGGUGAGGAAGGUUCUUAAAAGCUUGCCCAAGAAUUGGGAAGCUAAGAAGACCGCAAUUGAAGAGUCAAAAGAUCUCAACACUCUCAAGCUUAAAGAUCGCAUUGGAAAAUUGAUGACAUACGAGAUAGAAGUCCAAGUUGAUGGUGGAGUUGUAGUAGUUGAGAAGAAGAAGAAGGAUGUUGCAUUCAAGGCUAGCAACCAAAAGGACAAGAGUGACGAUGAUGCUAGUGAUGGUGAAAACAUCUCCGCCUUGAUCUCUAGAGAAGUAAGGAGAUUCAUGAAGAAGAACAUCAAGAGUAAGCUUGCAAAAAGAGAUGAAGGAGAGUCUACCAAAAAGAGUGUGAAGUGCUAUGAAUGCAACAAGAUGGGGCACUAUAGAAAUGAAUGUCCUAAAUUGAAGAAGGGUGAAAAGAAAGGCAAGAAGAGCAUGAAGAAGAAAGCCUUUACCACCACUUGGAGUGACGAUGAGACUAGCUCAACAGAAAGUGAAAGCUCCUUGGAGAAAGGUGUUGCAAGUCUUUGCUUCAUGGCUCAAGAGGAUAGCAACAAUGAUGAGGAGGUGUGCCUUGUAAGCAAAAUAAAGAACAAAUGGUAUUUAGAUAGUGGAUGCUCAAGGCACAUGACGGGUGAUCCUCCACAAUUCUCAUCACUCAUGCCCUUGGAUGGUGGAACCGUGACCUUUAGUGACAAUGGGAAAGGACUUGUGAAAGGAAUUGUGUAUGUGAUGCAUGCAUGAAUGAUAAUAAUCUUAUCCUAUUUGAAAUUGGAAUCCUAAAAUUAAUCUAGUCUUUACACAUCUUCCCUCUUUUAAGGCUAGAUUCAUACCUUUAAAAUAUCAGGACUCCCAAUUUGAAUCGACUUCGAAAAUCUUCUACGACUCUUGAUAAGGGCUUCAAAUUCGAAAAUCUCUUCUUGUGUUGUUGUGAUCUAUCCAAACUUUGAAUGGAUUUAGAGAUAAAUCAAGAAGAAUUUUCUGA
Rubroshorea leprosula is the source of this 1344-nucleotide messenger RNA. NCBI's taxonomy places the organism in Eukaryota, Viridiplantae, Streptophyta, Magnoliopsida, Malvales, Dipterocarpaceae. The record is from the annotation of a GenBank genome assembly.